Messenger RNA from Cynara cardunculus var. scolymus (artichoke), 1769 nucleotides. RefSeq names its product E3 ubiquitin-protein ligase RDUF2-like. The record is from RefSeq and is a predicted model, not a curated record. Gene Ontology annotation, cellular component: cytoplasm. The transcript has a single exon. Gene Ontology annotation, biological process: protein ubiquitination. The coding region runs from base 142 to 1293 and encodes 383 amino acids. NCBI's taxonomy places the organism in Eukaryota, Viridiplantae, Streptophyta, Magnoliopsida, Asterales, Asteraceae. Gene Ontology annotation, molecular function: ubiquitin protein ligase activity.
GCAGACCUUUUUUCAUCCUCCUCAAAUAUCCUCUUCCGGCAACAAUUUUCCGGCGACUUUUUGUUUUCAAUUCAGAUCUGAGAAAUCGAAUUCAGGCCAAGGUGGUUGUUGUAGGUUAUUAUUCAAUUUUUGGUGAAGAAAAUGUCGAGGACGGCGGCGGCGUCUUAUUGGUGUUACAGAUGCACGCGCUUUGUCAGAUUACCGGCGGAAGAUACCGUUGUAUGCCCUUACUGUGAGGGAGGAUUCGUUGAAGCCGUGGAAGCCAGCGAGGCUCCACCGUUGGGGACUCGCCGGCGUUUUCCUGCCACGGCGAUGUACAUGCUUGGAAGCAACGAUCGAUCAGAUCUACGGUCCAGGCGUGGUGGUCGGCGUAAUAACGGAGACCGGUCUCCGUUUAAUCCGGUUAUCGUGCUUCGCGGUCCCGCAGAAGGUAGCGGUGCUGCGGAGGAUUCAGGCGGUGGAGAGAGAGGUUUUGAGUUGUAUUACGACGAUGGAGCAGGUUCCGGUCUACAACCGUUGCCGCCAACGAUGUCGGAGUUUCUGAUGGGAUCAGGAUUUGACCGACUGCUCGAUCAGUUGUCGCAGAUCGAGAUAAAUGGGUUAGGUCGGUCAGGACAUCCUCCGGCUUCAAAAGCAUCAAUUGAUUCGAUGCCGACUAUUGAGAUCUCACAUUUACACGUUAGCACGGAAUCGCACUGUGCCGUUUGCAAAGAAGCGUUCCUGCUCAGAGCUGAAGCUCGUGAGAUGCCAUGUAAACACAUCUACCACUCCGAUUGUAUCAUCCCUUGGCUCACUCUCCGAAACUCGUGCCCGGUUUGUCGCCACGAACUCCCUACGGAUUCAGCAGAUUCGAAUUCUAACAAUCUAGAACGAGCGGAACCAAACGAGGAAGAAUCAGCAGCAGUUGGAUUGACGAUAUGGAGAUUACCUGGUGGCGGAUUUGCAGUAGGGAGGUUCUCUGGCGGUAGAAGGGCCGGCGGUGGGGAGAGGGACCUUCCGGUUGUAUACACGGAAAUGGACGGUGGGUUUAAUAACAAUUCUGGCACCCCGAGAAGGAUUAUGUGGGAAUCAAGAAGGAAUAGUACGAGGGGAGAAAGUGGAAUAGGAAGAGUUUUCCGCAAUAUGUUCUCGUUUUUUGGGAGGCUGAGGCCAUCUUCGAAUUCAACCUCCAACUCCAGUGGUGCAUCGAUUGCAAGAAGCCGAAGUUUGUCCAGUUCCGUUUUCGGUAGAAUGACAAGGAGAAGAAGUAGAACUUGGAUUUUGGAUGAACAGAAUGGUAUGUCCCGAUGGUAGAAUUCGGUUCAAUGCCACCUCCUUUCUAAUGUAGCUUCUGUGCGAUUUGGAAUUCAAGGCUUAGGAUUGGAAUCAUAACUCAUUACGUAUGGAAUCUUGUUGGGGUCUGUUCCAAAACUACGAAAUUAGAGUACCAUGGACAUCGAUGUUCAAAAAUGGAGUCAAAGUUCAUUUGUAACGGAUCUAAGAGGUUGUCUACUGUUCAAAGCUAUCGAAAUGGAGGUCAUAAACAUCCCGCAAUGUAAAUAAAUAUGGGUUCUAGAUUGAAAUCCUUCAUUCUUGAUGGAUUUAAGCUGGCAAAAAGAGCCAAUUGAAUCGAAGAACUUGAUGAAUGCAUGCAAAGAGAGGUUAGUUUGUUCCUAUAAAAUCUAAUUAAAGGGCGUUUUGCUUGAAAAAGAACAUCCCUUGAUUUCCUUUCUGUAUCUGUAGAUUUUGUAAUUCGUUUAAUGAAGUUCAUUUCUGUUCCACAUUAACAC